ACUUUCUGCGUGCGCUGAUCGGGCCGCGGGGCGAGUGGAGUUUGCGGAGCGGUGCCAGCUCGCUAACAAAACUAAAACCACUCGCGCCCCAACAUCAAAACAACGUCUCGGCCGCGAAAGCGAUAAAGAUUACUGCCGGCAGAGACCUCCUCCUCCGACAAAAAAAGGUGCCUCGGUGCUCCCCCUCCUCCUCCUCCUCGUGUUGUUUUUUUUGUUUAAAGUCGCGAGCGAGUUAAUUAAUUAUUUUCUGCAGCACUCGCUGAAGGGGAACACGAAAAAAAAGCCUCCGCUGAUAUUUAAUGGCCCGGAUGCGCGCGUCCUGAGCUCAGAAGAGCGGCGCGAACGACGCGGAGAGGAGACAUCCCCACGGCCAUGGGGUCGCCUCGCAUCCCGUCGCCUCCCCUCUUCCUCCUGCUGCUGCUGCUCGCCACUCUCCUCUCCACGUCUCACGGAGUGAUCGUCCAUGGGUUGGACACCCGGUGCCAGUGUGCGGACUUCUACCGUAAACCGCUGCGGCUGAAGUCCAUCAGGGGGUUGGUGGACCACCGCUUCACCAGCAGCUGCCACCGCGAUGUCAUCGCAUCUCUGCCCAACGGGAGGAAGGUUUGCCUGGACCCCGACAAGGCCUGGGUGAAGCACAUCCUGCGGCGCUUCAAGAAAGAGUUUGGCCUCAACAGGAGCGGGUGACUCCCGCGGAUCGCGAGCGACAAGACGGGGCAGCGGGGAGCGCAGCUUCAGCAGACACCCGCAGGCACGCACAGACAAGGCACACUCAACUCACCCGGGCAGCAGGGCGCGAUACGGGCAACACGUGGCACACACACACAACACGUGGCACACACACACAACACGUGGCACACAUACACAACGCGUGGCACACACACACAACACGUGACACACACACAACACGUGGCACACAC
Molecule: messenger RNA, 920 nt
Organism: Petromyzon marinus (sea lamprey)
Lineage: Eukaryota; Metazoa; Chordata; Hyperoartia; Petromyzontiformes; Petromyzontidae
Product: interleukin-8-like
Biological process (GO): immune response
Cellular component (GO): extracellular region
Molecular function (GO): chemokine activity
Source: RefSeq, a predicted model, not a curated record